Molecule: messenger RNA, 1375 nt
Organism: Myxozyma melibiosi
Lineage: Eukaryota; Fungi; Ascomycota; Lipomycetes; Lipomycetales; Lipomycetaceae
Product: JAB1/Mov34/MPN/PAD-1 ubiquitin protease-domain-containing protein
Exons: 5
Coding region: 139-1053 (304 amino acids)
Biological process (GO): translational initiation
Cellular component (GO): eukaryotic translation initiation factor 3 complex, eIF3m
Molecular function (GO): translation initiation factor activity; translation initiation factor binding; metallopeptidase activity
Source: RefSeq, a predicted model, not a curated record
AAAUUUUCUGAAAAGGCAAGAAAAGAUCAAACAGAGUCGGUUUUUGCAGGACUUUUGUUGCGUUUAGAUUGUGUGAAUAGCUUUUUGAUUCAGCAGUUUUUUUUAAGAAGGGACUUUAUUUGUUAUUAUUGUUGAGCUAUGUCGACUAGUUCUUUUCUACACCUCGGCAAGCCUGCGAGUGCGGUCAUGCAGCACGGCAGCGCGCCUUUGAACGUCAUUGUUCAUCCCCAGUGCUUGUUUUCGAUUUUGGAUCAUACGCUGCGCAGGAAUGAGGACCAGGAGCGCGUUAUCGGUACCCUCUUGGGAACGCGGUCGGAUGAUGGGACGGAGAUUGAGAUUAAGAGCUCGUUUGCUGUGCCUCAUAUAGAGUCUGCUGCUCAGGUUGAAAUCGAUAUGGAGUAUCACAAGACUAUGUACAAUCUGCACCACAAAGCGAACCCGAAGGAAGUCCUUGUUGGCUGGUACGCGACAUCACUAGAGCUCAACGCCUUCAGCGCGCUGAUCCAGAACUUUUACUCGUCCGUCUCGGACGGCACAUACCCUUAUCCCGCCGUGCAUCUGACGAUGCAGGCCGAUCCCCGGUCAGAGAUCUCGGUGAGAACGUAUAUCUCUGCGAACGUGGGCGUGCUGCCGGAUAAGAUCUCUGAGAGCUGUUUGUUUGUGCCUGUGCCCCACGAGCUGCGAUAUGCGGAGGCGGAGCGUAGUGGCUUGGAAUUGGUCGCUAGCGCGAAGAACGUAGAGACGCGCGACACAUCGAUUGUGAACGACAUCAGCAACCUGGAGCGCUCGGUGGAGCAAGUGCUGGAGAUGAUUGAUCGCGUGUCGACGUACGUGUCGUCGGUGAUUGAAGGCGGCAACCCCGGCUCUGUUGCGAUCGGCAAGUUUUUAUUGCAGAACCUGAGUCUGGCGCCGAAGGUUGACGCCGAGGAGCUCGAGAAGCUGUUCAACAGCCAUCUGCAGGAUGUGCUGCUGGUGGUGUAUCUGAGCAACACGGUGAAGACACAGAUGGAGUUGUUUAACUCGCUGAAGCGGACGGCUGUUCUUUCGGGAUAAGCUGAGCGUGUGUGUUUUGAUUUGUUUGAUUUGCUUUGUGUUAUAAGUAAAUAGCUUCCAAAAGAGUUUUGUUAAAGAGUAGAGAUGUAGAAGAGGGUCCAUGCCCUGACUGCCCCGCAGACCCCUGUCGCUGAACGAGCAGCUACCGUCAGCGGGAGUAGUCACAGCACAUGAUUAUAAUAGAUAUCACACUCUGUAUACUCUAUUGAGAGUGUUAAUGACGAAAUAGCUCAGGAAAGAGCCGUGAAGAGAGCCGUUAAUAGCAGAGGCGAGCCAACACGGCACCAGGUUAGGGUUCUAUGAUAGAAUUUUAAGAAUUAAG